Phyllostomus hastatus (greater spear-nosed bat) is the source of this 1263-nucleotide messenger RNA. Its product is annotated as nucleosome assembly protein 1-like 1. The record is from RefSeq and is a predicted model, not a curated record. Gene Ontology annotation, biological process: nucleosome assembly. Lineage: Eukaryota; Metazoa; Chordata; Mammalia; Chiroptera; Phyllostomidae. Gene Ontology annotation, molecular function: histone binding; DNA binding; chromatin binding. Gene Ontology annotation, cellular component: nucleus; chromatin; nucleosome.
AUGCUGGUCAUUGGUAUUUGGAGUUCUUACAACGUGGCACACACUGAUAACAAAGAACAGUCUGAACUUGACCAAGAUUUGGAUGAUGUCAAAAAAGUAGAAGAACAAGAAACUGGUGAAGAAACACAAUUCAAAGCACGUCAGCUGACUGUUCUGAUGAUGCAAAUUUCUCAGAUUCUUGCAGCCUUCCAGGAAACACUAGAUGGUCUGGUAGACACACGAACCACUGAAACUUUGCCUAAGGUAGUUAAAGGGCAAGUGAAUGCUCUCAAAAACCUUUAAGUUAAAUGUCCACAGACAGAAGCCAAGUUCUAUGAGGAAGAAGUCCAUGAUCUUAAAAGAAAGUGUGCUGUUGUCUAUCAGUCUUUAUUUGAUAAGCAAUUUCAGAUCAUUAAUAUAAUUUAUGAACCUACAGAAGAAGAAUGUGAAUGGAAACCAGAUGAGGAAGAUGAAAUUUCAGAGAGACUGAAAGAAAAGGCCAAGACUGAAGAUGAGAAAAAAAUUAAGAAAAACAAGACCCCAAGGGAAUUCUCGAAUUUUUGGUUGAUUGUUUUUAAGAGUUUUGACUUGAUCAGUGAUAUGGUUCAGGAACAUGGUAAGCCUAUUCUGAAGCACUUGAAAGAUAUUAAAGUGAAGUUCUCAGAUGCUGGCCAACCUAUGAGUUUUGUUUUAGAAUCUCAUUUUGAAUUCAAUGAAUAUUUCCCAAAUGAAGUGUUGAUAAACACAUAUAAGGUGAGGUCAGAACCACAUGAUUCUGAUCCCUUUCCUUUUAAUGGACCAGAAUUUAUGGGUUGUACAGGGUGCCAGAUAGACUGGAAAAAAGGUAAGAAUGUCACUUUGAAAACCACUAAAAAGAAGCAGAAACACAAGAGACAUAGGACAGUUCAUACUGUAACCAAAACAGUUUCAAUGAUUUAUCAGGCUUUGCAGGAUAACCUGCACUGGUCUACUUUCUGCUUCCCUGGAAAGGAUGUAUUUUUAUCAUCUGACAAGUUCAAUGCUAGCAAAAGAAUUAUAGAUCAAUCAAAAGAACUGAGGUGUGUUCGCAGCCACUGCUGCUCUGUACUAGCAGCAGAGCCUCCAGCUCAUGGAGCUCUAGCUGCAGCCCUGUUCCAGCCAAAGGAGAAGGCGAGCAAGUCAAGAGAUCUCUACAUCAUGGCUCCUACAAAGCAGAAUGCCCACAAACUGACCAGUGGUAAAGCACCCAGCAAGCAACUGGCUACCAAAGCUGCUUGCAAGAGUAUGCCCUCUGUGGAGGGGUGA